Carya illinoinensis is the source of this 1284-nucleotide messenger RNA. Its product is annotated as bZIP transcription factor 60. Gene Ontology annotation, biological process: regulation of DNA-templated transcription. Lineage: Eukaryota; Viridiplantae; Streptophyta; Magnoliopsida; Fagales; Juglandaceae. Bases 166 to 1077 code for a protein of 303 amino acids. Gene Ontology annotation, molecular function: DNA-binding transcription factor activity. The transcript is spliced from 3 exons. The record is from RefSeq and is a predicted model, not a curated record.
UUCUUUGAACACACGGAGCAACUUCAUUCUUCUUCUUCCACGUUUUUCCUCUCCUCGGGGCUCUGGCCUUUAGUUUCAUUUAUUUUUUGAUCUGUAGUUAAUUUAAUUCUUCCAGUUGCCUUGAGCUUUUCCAUUUUUAAAAAAUCAUAAUCUAAUUAGCGGGUUAUGGAAGAACAGAAAUUUCUUGAAGACGACGACGACAUAGUCGGAAGAAUCAAUUUUGAUGGUCUUUUCGACGAAUUACCGGAGGGCACGAAUCUUUUCUCGAUCGAACCCACGGUUUUCGACGAAUCCUCUACGGCCGAGGCCUUUACGGACUCGUCCCGGGAUUCGUUUUCUUCGUGGAUCGACGAGAUCGAGACCAUGUUGAUGAAAGACGAUGACGGUGAAUAUGGCGGCGUGGAGCCGAAUAAGAAGUUCUGCGAUAACUUCUUGGCUGAUAUAAUUGUGGACAAAUCUUCUCGGGAGGGAUCUAGUGAGGCCGACAAAGACUCUCCAUGUGUUUCCGAUGACGGAAGUGGUCAUUGGGACAAGGAGAAGACCAAUGAAGACAACCACGGUGACGGUCAAGUUGAUACUGAUAACCCCCUCUCCAAGAAACGGAGAAGGCAGCUGAGGAAUAGGGACGCGGCGGUGAGAUCAAGGGAGCGGAAAAAGAUGUAUGUGAGGGAUCUCGAGAUAAAGAGUAGGUAUCUGGAAGGGGAAUGUUUGAGACUGGGGCGUUUGCUUCAGUGUUGUUAUGCAGAGAAUCAAGCUUUACGCCUUGGUUUGCAGUCGGGCAGCGCAUUUGGUGCUUCCAUAACAAAGCAGGAGUCUGCUGUGCUCUUGUUGGAAUCCCUGCUGUUGGGUUCCCUGCUUUGGUUCCUGGGCAUCAUGUGCCUAUUCACUCUGCCUACCAUGCCCCCGUCAAUUCUGAAAAGGGUUGCACUGGAAAAGGUAGGAAAGAAAAAUCCAGGAGUGGCUCUAGGAGGGGCAAAAAGUAAGAUGUUUGGAUUCUUGAUGGUCCAAUCAUUUGUAAAGAGUAGGCGAUGCAAAGCUUCAAGGAUGAAGAUGAAACCGAAUUACCUUGUUCUUUAAGGUUUUUUGUGUGUGACUUUCAUCUUCCAUUACAGAGUGAAUAUGUUGUUCUCCGUUCUUAUGUUUAGGUGUUACUAGUAGGGAAGUGAUGAUAAUAAAAAUCAAUGAACAUGCUGGUAAAGACAUAAUAGUAAAAUGAAGUAAGGUUCCUUGUCGAACGGUUAGAGCUAUAUGAUAUGUUAUUCUUUGCACUAUUUUCGCAGCGAA